This is a messenger RNA of Bolinopsis microptera, 752 nucleotides long. Its product is annotated as enhancer of rudimentary homolog. The coding region runs from base 25 to 342 and encodes 105 amino acids. The record is from RefSeq and is a predicted model, not a curated record. NCBI's taxonomy places the organism in Eukaryota, Metazoa, Ctenophora, Tentaculata, Lobata, Bolinopsidae. The transcript is spliced from 4 exons.
UACUAUAUAACAAAUAAUUUGAGUAUGUCUUCUUCAAACAGCCACACAAUUCUUUUAGUGCAGCCUUCUCACAAACCUACUUCCAGAACAUACUGUGACUUUGAAACUCUAACAGAGGCUUUAGAAGGAGUUUGUAAGAUCUAUGAAGAGCAUCUCAAAGAGCUGAACCCCUCUUCCCUCUCCAUAACUUACGAUAUCAGUCAACUAUUCGAUUUCAUUGAUGAUCUCUCAGACAUGGCCUGUCUUAUAUUUAACAGAGACCAGAGAACUUAUGAACCUAAAGACAAAGAAUGGAUUAAAGAAAAGAUAUAUGCUCUACUGAGAAAGCAAGCUGGAAAAUAAUCACCCCAAAACCAGUACUUAAUAUUAAGUUAUUUGACCCGGAGUCUGAACUUACAAGAUCUUCCUGAACCACCUCGCUGAGGCAGAAUUUUUAUUGAUUGUUGAGACGUUUAUUUGAAGUUUUAGUCGGCUACCUUCUUGCUGAAUAUUUUCUGUGUCAAUCUUGAUAUUCAGAUUCGUUCCAAGGGUUAAAUUGAAUUAAAUAAAGCCAGCAGAAGAUUAUUGCCAUCAUUCCCCCUACAUUCUUCUUCUGAGUCUAACAAAGCUCAGUUUUCUACCAUCCUCCUUUGUAAAAUCAGGGUUACUUAAAUUAGCCGGAUAUUACAUUAUAAUGUUACAUGCUUGUAGUAGCAACGCUAAUCUUAUUACAAUUGUUGAUAUAAAAUCUAUAAAUUUUAAUCGUUCAGUUC